GCUUAUAUAGGCCUUACUUCCAUCCCAACAACAGGUGCUGAAGAUGGUGGAAUAAACUUCCGCUGGUUUUGGCGAAAGCAUUUUCUUCCACGAGAGGAUGAUCACCAGGAUGAAGGUUUGAAUUCUAUCUCGAAUGUUUUGUUGAAGACUUCAACCAAUCAUUUAUUUGCUAAAUCAAAAAAACAAAAAAAUUACAAAAACAGAAUAAAUUGAAUGCAUGACAGAUCGGUGUUAUCUGAUGGUCACACAUAACGCACGAGAAACAGGGAAACCCUUUAGAGGAAAGUUGAAAAAGUACCGUUACUUGUAAGGUGCAUUAUUUGGUUAAAGAUAUAUGGAACUCUACAGUUUGAAACAUAAAAUUGGUUGUUAUUGGCGAGUCCAAAAUACCAAUUUAAUAUAAUUUACUCGUAGGCUAUUAUUAUUUAGAAUAAUUAUAGUAAGAGAAGGUAGUUUUAGUCUAACGGUCAGUUAUAAUUACAUGCAGUGUAAUAAAAGGAAAACUAAAAAUACAUAACACGUAAGGAAAUGCCUAGCAUCUAAAUAAUAUAAUAAGCCGCACGUUAUCUUAGUGAGUGACAGGAACGACCCGCUUUGAGAGUGUUGAUAUAAUCUGUCAAAUUUGACCAAUCAGAGGGUAUACCAGGAGCUAGAAUACCGGAACGGGUCGUUUAAAGAAAUGAUUACAGGCUCCGCCGCCCCUCCUCUCCCCAGUUUCCUCCCGUUUUAUUUUCGUCUUCGCGCUCUCUCAAUUCAGCGGACCCGACUAUCUCGGAGCCUGCAACAGGCUAGUCUAGAUCGCGCAAAAUUAGGCGUUUAUCAAUUUCAAAAUUUUGUUUAUUGUUGUCAUAGUAAUAUUGAUUUUACUAAAACNAGUUUGAAACAUAAAAUUGGUUGUUAUUGGCGAGUCCAAAAUACCAAUUUAAUAUAAUUUACUCGUAGGCUAUUAUUAUUUAGAAUAAUUAUAGUAAGAGAAGGUAGUUUUAGUCUAACGGUCAGUUAUAAUUACAUGCAGUGUAAUAAAAGGAAAACUAAAAAUACAUAACACGUAAGGAAAUGCCUAGCAUCUAAAUAAUAUAAUAAGCCGCACGUUAUCUUAGUGAGUGACAGGAACGACCCGCUUUGAGAGUGUUGAUAUAAUCUGUCAAAUUUGACCAAUCAGAGGGUAUACCAGGAGCUAGAAUACCGGAACGGGUCGUUUAAAGAAAUGAUUACAGGCUCCGCCGCCCCUCCUCUCCCCAGUUUCCUCCCGUUUUAUUUUCGUCUUCGCGCUCUCUCAAUUCAGCGGACCCGACUAUCUCGGAGCCUGCAACAGGCUAGUCUAGAUCGCGCAAAAUUAGGCGUUUAUCAAUUUCAAAAUUUUGUUUAUUGUUGUCAUAGUAAUAUUGAUUUUACUAAAACCCACAUUUUGACAAAUUUCAAUUUAUAAUCAAUCAUUGGUGAAAAUUUUAUAGCGAUCAGACAAGGAUAAAAUCACUUUUAAAGUGAUUGAAAAAUAUCGGUAUGGCCUCUGAAAAACUAUUAUAUCGAAACACCUUAAAUACAUGAGUAAUGAGCUGGUGAGAAGAUUAUGUUGUAACUACUAGUGAUUGGCUAAAGGUCGCCAGUAAUGAUGAUUUUGUUGUUCUCGCUAUUGUUACCCAUAGACCAAAUUAACGACGAUCCAGAUGGAACUAACAUAAGUGAAGGUAAAUAGUCAUAAAUGAUGAUAGCCAUAAACAAAGAAAAUAUCAGUGCUAGAAAAUUAUAAUUUAUAUAGGUAAUAGUAUGAGCUGUAGUGGUAUUUGGCGAUAAUACCGCGAGAAAUAUUUCAAAAUUGUCUAAAAUACCACGAGCCGCGAAGCUUUUGUUGCAUUUGGUCGUUUUCCGUAGUCUUUCUCGCGAAGAGCUCUGACUUGCUUUUCCCUCCGAGGACUUGAAUUGUCUGCACACCAUUAAUUCUCUGUCCUUUGCUAUGCCGGGAGAUUUUACUUUCAUUUUGUCUCUGGUGUCUGUUGAGAGCAGCCAACAUGACCCUUAGACUAUCCUGCUCAUACUCAGGGCGGUCACUUUUGCGAACUUCGGCAAAAAAUCACGAGAGAUGCUCGUUCAGUUCUUUGGCAUUGUCUCGUUUUAAAAUCAAUUAGGCCGUCCUUAAGAUCCCAUGGUUGUCGCCCACAUCUUCCAAACCUUGAUCCAAGUCUUCGUAGUUUUGAUUGUAUUUUAUGUUGAUGGAUUUUCCGGCGAGCUGUUGUAUUUCGUCCCCGGAAAUUUCUAGGAACCUGGCCCCCAUUUUUUUGCAAACAAAAAAACAAAGAUGCGCGACUAUGCUGUCGUCAUGCUUACUUCGUUAUAACAUCGUUUUUUCAGUGUGCUAUACCCCUAUUACGCAGAAAUACCACCAUUAUUAACCAAUCAAAUCUCAGAAAUUUCUUGCCCUAUAUUAUAAAUGUAAUUGUACUACUACAUGAGAAAUUUCUGCAAUGGUGAUUGGCUAUAGAGCAGUGGUAUUUGAGCUUAAUUUGAAAUACCUACAUGUGACAAUUACAAAUAAACCUUUACGGGUUAAGUAGUAUAAACAAAUAAUAGCAUGAUUAGUGCCUGAUAUUUGGCAUAAAUACCAAUCCUGAUAUUUCAAACCUGAAAAGUCGAAAAGUCAAUUGAAAAUAUUUUAUCAAUUAAGUCAAUUUGUGUAUUAAAUGAAGGUAUUUUAAUUUUUCAUUCUGUUAAUGUCAGUUAAUUUUUUGGCCGAAAAAAUUCUAGGUGUCAGGCCGGUUGAGGAAGGACAUAAGGGAAAUUUAUGGAAGGGUGUGCCGUGGAGGCCAACAAAUCCUCUCAUUUCAUUUGUUUAAUACAAGAGACCUCUUCUGUGUGCCCAAAUACUCCAUAACGCUUGGUUAAAGAACAUCUCCUUUGUUUCUUUAAUCUGGAGUUAAGGAGCUUUUUCAGUGAUAAACACUGAUCACACUACACAGCAUUUAGACUCUUGCUACCUUCAAGAUUCAAACCCUAUUCAAGGCAUUGGGUCUAGAAAGGUGCCCUGUUUAAGACGCUAAGUAACGAAAUUGCAUGCCCCUUAAUUUGGAAACCGAGACCUUUCAAAAAAAUUGUCUGUUUGGCGGCACAUACGCGUUAGAGGCCCCGGGCUAGCAGCAAAAUCGUUCUGCAUUGAAAUGGCUGGAGUCAUAUCAAUAAUUUUCUUAGUUAACCGAAUUCAUCCUUAGAUGCGCUAAUCUGCAGGAAAUUUUUGUUUAUAACAUUGCAGCCGAGCUGAAAAUUAGAGGCACUCUAAAGGCCAUUUAUAACGCAUCUCUAGACAAAAUAGAAGAGGCUUUCACCGCCAAUAAUUUGUGCCGCUGUAAAAAUCCGGNUUUUUCAGUGAUAAACACUGAUCACACUACACAGCAUUUAGACUCUUGCUACCUUCAAGAUUCAAACCCUAUUCAAGGCAUUGGGUCUAGAAAGGUGCCCUGUUUAAGACGCUAAGUAACGAAAUUGCAUGCCCCUUAAUUUGGAAACCGAGACCUUUCAAAAAAAUUGUCUGUUUGGCGGCACAUACGCGUUAGAGGCCCCGGGCUAGCAGCAAAAUCGUUCUGCAUUGAAAUGGCUGGAGUCAUAUCAAUAAUUUUCUUAGUUAACCGAAUUCAUCCUUAGAUGCGCUAAUCUGCAGGAAAUUUUUGUUUAUAACAUUGCAGCCGAGCUGAAAAUUAGAGGCACUCUAAAGGCCAUUUAUAACGCAUCUCUAGACAAAAUAGAAGAGGCUUUCACCGCCAAUAAUUUGUGCCGCUGUAAAAAUCCGGUUACAACAGCUUUUGAGGUUAGUCUGUAUCAGCAUCAAUCCUCUUAUAUAGACGCUUACAAGUGAUUUGGGAGCGGAGAUAUUUUGAGAGCAAAAAAUCAUGGUAAGACACUAGUUUGAGCAGAAAACCCACCUACGGCCAUCUUUUUCUAUUUUCUGUGAGAAAACGUUUAAAAAAUCAGCGAAGGUGAUUCUUUUCAAACGGCCUUCUUUCUCACAUCUCUGAUCGGAAGAAUUAAGACCUGUGGGAAUCAAUUAACCAGGCAACCAGGUUGGGGUAAGACCGCAGUGUUGUAUGGUACUAAAAUACCCUUCAGUUGGAUAAAUCUGUCUCAACCAUUUUCUCACCGUUUAUAAAGCAAAAAUAAAUCAACAACGACAAGAAUUAUUUUAGGUCACGAUAUUCAUACACAUCAUAAUCAUUUCUAGAUUCAAGAUCAAGCAUGUUGGUCCAGCACAUCAUUGAUCCAAUUUUGUUGGAUGGUGUAAUUGUAUCCGUUUGAAAGAACGAAAUACUAUUCACUCAUUUAGGCCGGAUUCACCAUCAUCCGUCAUCUUCAAGGCCGUCCAACGGUGUUCAGGGGAAUCCAAAAUUCGCUUUCACAGCCUAAUGUCGGACACCAGUUUUUUAUUACUCUUAAUGCAGGUUUCAACGAAACUUAGGGAACUCUCCUACUAUCGAGACGACAAUGCAGUAUUUUUUACUACGCUAGCAGAGCAGGUUGAGGACUUCUCCGUUACGCUUAUGGAUCAAAUCAACACGAAAGAGGAAAUCUCAAUUGAGCACGAGGAAAUCAGUGAUAUGGACCCAUAUGCGUCUUUACUUGAUAGCAUCACCGAAUCAGCUAUUAGCUUUUCGCAGAAAAAGGUAUAUAAACUUUAUAAUGAUAUGGCUGCUGGAUUUAAACGUUCAACAAAAGUUGCUAUUAACCGUGCUUAUAUACAACAAAGUUUUUCUACGUUUCCUGAGGCACAGAAUAUCGCAAGGUGCCGAAAAAUAUUGAGAUUCUUCAAGGUAUGAAAAAGGGUAUGAUUUUUAGGCCUUUUGAUCUGAAAACGGGUACAAUUUGUAUAGACUUUGCCUAUUUUGGUCUGGAAUCACGGGCAUGGUUUUCCAGGGAACGACGGGAGUGCAUGAACGUAUUUGUCGUUUCAAUUCCAAGUGAAUAAGAAAGAGAGUUAGAGUUAUAUGUGAUUUCGAAAUAGAUUUUAAGGUUAUGGGCUCCUGGUAUGAUGACAAAAUUUUUCCUAGGGAAACGUAUGUUGCGUUUGUGAGUCCUCCAGGUUGGAAGACGGAUAUGUAUUUAGGGGGGCAGGUCUGAAAAGGGGUGUGGAAAUGACAUUUUUGGUCUGAAAAUGGGGUCAGGAUUUGGAGAACCGGGUGGCAAACCCCCACCAAGAGUAACCCCCCACUGGGAAAUCAGCCUAGUCUGUCUGUAAGGAAAUAAAUAUUUGCAGACAACAGGCCUUACGGAAUAACUAUUCAAAACCAAAAAAACGGGAAAUGUAAAUGAAAAUCUGAUAAAGAGAGGAAAACACUCUGUCGACAAAGCUUCUGUCGGCGAUACAUUGCGUGAAAGAAAGAAAAGAAAGAAUAAAAAUAGUACAAGAUUUCAAUUCGAAAGUAGUGAUAAUAGCAAAAAUGUUUUACUUUCCAACAACUCAACUUUUUUGUGCUUUUAUUUUUCCCUAGUUUGUAUCCCUUCCACUGUCGUACAGACUGCUGACCCAAAGGUGGAACUAUGGUUUGCCACUUGACUGUCAACCAGGGAAAAAAUUGAGGUUUCUUGUAUAUGUAUUUAUCGUACUCGACACGAUUUUAACUCCUGUGUUUCUUCCUCUUAUCACAUAUGCCUUCUACAAGGACCAGGUAACCUGUCUGACUCGUGAAGUGGUUACACGGGACAAGAAAACAUUAAGAGGUUCGUUACCGAUGGAAGAACAUUAUUAAAGCCGAAUUAUAUUCUUUACAAGCACUCCAUUAACAUAGUUAGAAACAAAUAGAAAUUCUCAAACUACAUAUAUUUCAGAAGGACCCUAAAUAGGCAAUUGGCUCGUAAGCGUGUCAGUAGUAAUUUAUAGGAAUUUUCGAGCAAGUGUUCAAAGGAAUUGUGAACCUAGAACUUCCUGUUGCUGUCCCUGUCUCCUUACAAAAGGAGUUUAUCAGAGAUCUUAAGUUCCGACGGCGGCGAUGGCAAUGAGAACAUAAAAAAAAGCUGAGCAAGAGGUUAUAUAAUCAAAACACCAACUCUGUAAUUAAGUGCAUCACAUGUAUUUUUACAAUUCUUUGCCGUCACUGUAAGACUACGACGUGAAAGUGCCUAAUUCAAUCUCUUUAAUGGAGGACGUAAACAAGCCCCGAGGAAAUUUUCUUUCUUUUUCUUCACUUGGAUAUCAUAUCUUAAAAGUUCCACUUUAGAAGACCCUCUGUAAAAACAAAGGAGACGAAUUUCGUUGGAAGAAAAACAUGAAGAUUUCAUAGCGGCGGUGAGAAAAUGAGAAAUGCUAGCGGCCACCAAGCUCAAAUGAGCGGCAGUGAAAAACAUAAAAGCGAACAGCAACUCAAGCAACAAAAUUUUUCAUUAUGAGGACAUACGACAAUUCCUCCAUAAAAAAUAAUGUGUAACGAGGAAGUUUCACGUUUUAGUCGUGCAAAACGGCAUUGUAGUAGAAAAAACACAUUNGGACCCUAAAUAGGCAAUUGGCUCGUAAGCGUGUCAGUAGUAAUUUAUAGGAAUUUUCGAGCAAGUGUUCAAAGGAAUUGUGAACCUAGAACUUCCUGUUGCUGUCCCUGUCUCCUUACAAAAGGAGUUUAUCAGAGAUCUUAAGUUCCGACGGCGGCGAUGGCAAUGAGAACAUAAAAAAAAGCUGAGCAAGAGGUUAUAUAAUCAAAACACCAACUCUGUAAUUAAGUGCAUCACAUGUAUUUUUACAAUUCUUUGCCGUCACUGUAAGACUACGACGUGAAAGUGCCUAAUUCAAUCUCUUUAAUGGAGGACGUAAACAAGCCCCGAGGAAAUUUUCUUUCUUUUUCUUCACUUGGAUAUCAUAUCUUAAAAGUUCCACUUUAGAAGACCCUCUGUAAAAACAAAGGAGACGAAUUUCGUUGGAAGAAAAACAUGAAGAUUUCAUAGCGGCGGUGAGAAAAUGAGAAAUGCUAGCGGCCACCAAGCUCAAAUGAGCGGCAGUGAAAAACAUAAAAGCGAACAGCAACUCAAGCAACAAAAUUUUUCAUUAUGAGGACAUACGACAAUUCCUCCAUAAAAAAUAAUGUGUAACGAGGAAGUUUCACGUUUUAGUCGUGCAAAACGGCAUUGUAGUAGAAAAAACACAUUUUGAAAAAAAAAUUGGGUGUCAGAACGCAGUUGCCUUGGCAACUUCAAUGUUGAUGCACACGUCAAAACGACGUUAAAAUGUUUCCAGCUAAUUUUUAGGAAAAGUCUUUGUGCUUGGUGGUCAUAGCUUAAACUGUUUUGAAGUUAUUCAAUUUUUUUCGUCUUGGGGCGAGGGCUCCAAAAGCCCCCCGGUCUGAUUAGGGUUACUAUAAAACUCCCCAUUGACCAAACGUUCAGCAACAUCGUCUCUAUAAACAUAUCCGAAUACGUGUUUGGCACCUAUAAAUCCUAAUACCCUAUAUGUACUUAAAUCUGGAAACAUUUAUGAAUCCAGUGCGUAUAUACCUAAGUAAUGAUAUGUAAACGCGGAAUUGGCCACGAUGUCUAAUUACUGGGUUCGACGUUACAACUUAUCAUGUUUGUCUUGCAGAUAUGUACCUGGACUACUUAACAACCCCCUUCGUCAUCUUUUUAAAGGAAAAACUACAACAAGUAGUGUUCAUAGCUUUACACAUCAGAAUAUGUGUAUUGGGGUCUUUUGUAUCACCAAGAAUCGAGGAAUAUCUCAUUCUUGUAUUUUACAUCGGAUUGUUGAUCUCUGAGUUUCAGCAAUAUCGUACAUCUCAAUCCAAAGUUUAUUUUCGGUAAGAUGGCAAGGCUAAGACCUCUAAUAAAGUAAUUAACUUUCCCGUAUAACCCUUCCUCAGACUUUCCUUAUAAUAGUCAAUGAAUGUUUAUUAAUUGCGAGUCAGAAGAGCUUUUGAAACCAGACUUAGCUUAUCAGUGUUCCUCGGUCCAGCUGUCGGUCUGAUUCUGACUAUCUUCCAAUGACGCGUGGGCUCCUCAACUGAGCGUAAGUUUUAAAAGAACUUUCAUAAGGGGUCCAAAUAUUCAGCAAUUGUCACAAACCUGAAAAAAAAUAUGUAUUAAUGCAGAUCAAAGGGUUAAAGCACUUUUUUAGCACAAAACUAUUACCUCUUCUGGAGCUACAGUGGUGGUUAGAGGGAUUUGGAUUCGCUUUUUUGCUCAAUCCUCUAUAAAAUAAUCAUCUAGACACUGUUCUUUAGCAACAUAAACUCAAGCAGCAAUACAAAUAAAUAUAUAUAUAUUAUUCUAGAAAAUAAAAAAUAAAAAACAAUUUUCACUUCUAUUAUAAGAAUGAUGAGUCCAACAUUUGGAUGCUUUAAAUUAUUUAUGAAAAUAACAUACUGUAGUUAAUGACAUUUUGUUUUCCAUGCUUUGUUGAUCGAAAGGUAGUUUUUGUUUUCUUUUUUACUGUUUACGCCCGACUUACCGUGAAAUUUUUACUUUGCUUACCGUAUGUUAAAAUGGUGUUCAUUUGUAAAGUUGUUCUUCACAAAAUACUUUUGAGUCUUGUCUUUCUUCUCCAGAAAUAUGUGGAACUAUGUGGAUGUCAUUACCCUCUCCUGUCACGCUAUCAUAUUUGUCCUCAGAGUUGCGUCCAUCAUUAAAGGUGGAGAUCCGUACCAUAACAGACUACUGGAGGUAAUUAACUAUCUCUACGGUGUAAACACUCUGCUCCUAGUCUUGAGGUUUUCAAGCAUACUGGAAUUAAACAAAACAGUUGGACCACUUCAGUUGGCUUUGUUCAGAAUGAUCGUCGACCUUAUGAUCAUUUUAGUUCAGUUUGUGUUUGUAAUUUUGGCUUUUUCUGUUGCCAUCACAAUGAUCUACACCGCCGAGAUGUCUUAUUUGACGCCAGCACAAGAGGUGGAAACCAACCGGACCCAGGUUAAAAGGUGA
Molecule: messenger RNA, 8877 nt
Organism: Porites evermanni
Lineage: Eukaryota; Metazoa; Cnidaria; Anthozoa; Scleractinia; Poritidae
Source: the annotation of a GenBank genome assembly